Talaromyces atroroseus is the source of this 1833-nucleotide messenger RNA. RefSeq names its product Iron transport multicopper oxidase FET3. The coding region runs from base 1 to 1833 and encodes 610 amino acids. The record is from RefSeq and is a predicted model, not a curated record. Gene Ontology annotation, cellular component: high-affinity iron permease complex. The transcript is spliced from 2 exons. Gene Ontology annotation, molecular function: copper ion binding; ferroxidase activity. NCBI's taxonomy places the organism in Eukaryota, Fungi, Ascomycota, Eurotiomycetes, Eurotiales, Trichocomaceae. Gene Ontology annotation, biological process: reductive iron assimilation; cellular response to iron ion starvation.
AUGCUGUCCGUUUUCAUAUUCCUGGCGUUUGCACUUAGCAAGUCACUAGUACUUGCCAAAAAUGUCGUGUACGAUUUCAAUGUUACAUGGGUGACUGCGAACCCAGACGGGCUCGCAGACCGCAAGGUGGUGGGCGUCAACGGGCAAUGGCCGUUACCCGUCAUCGAGGUCGACAAGGGGGAUCAGCUGAUCGUGAAUAUGUACAAUGGCCUAGGUGAUAAGAACACUAGUAUCCAUUUUCACGGCAUGUACCAGAAUGGCACCAACAACAUGGACGGGCCCUCAAUGGUGACGCAGUGCCCAAUCCCACCUGGAGCUAGCUUCACGUAUAACUUCACCGUCAACCAGAACGGGACGUACUUCUAUCAUUGUCACACUGAUUACUGUAUACCUGAUGGUUAUCGACAGGCCCUCAUUGUCCACGACAAUAGUUCUUAUUUUGUCGAUGACUAUGAAGAGGAGUUCACCAUCACUAUGUCUGACUGGUACCAUAACAUGGCCGAGAACAUCAAGCCUGAAUUUAUGUCGUUAUAUAAUCCCACAGGGGCAGAGCCGAUCCCGAACGCUUUUCUGUUCAAUGAUACGACGCAGGGCAUCAACUUAGAUGUCAAGCCUAACACGACAUAUCUGCUUCGGCUAAUAAAUGUCGGCGUAUUCGUUGCGCAGUAUUUUUACAUUGAAGACCAUACCUUCCAGAUUGUCGAAAUUGAUGGCGUGUACACUGAGCCCACCGAGGCCGACAUGCUCUACAUUGCGGUUGCUCAACGGUACUCUGUGCUACUUACAACAAAGAAUACGACUGAUAAAAACUACCCAAUUGUUACCGUGGCCGAUUCGACCUUACUGGACACGAUACCCUCAGAUCUGCGCCUCAACUAUACCAAUUGGCUGCAGUACGAUGCAUCAGCAGCGCAUCCACAAGCUAAUAUUACGGUCUCUGUGUCUUCAGACCUGGACCCCUAUGAGGACAGCACGUUAGUGCCUUAUGACCACAUGUCGCUGCUAGAAAACCCGACAAUAUCGAUCAAUCUGGCUGUCGUAAUGGAUAACCUCGACAACGGUAAAGGCUACGCAUUUCUCAACAAUAUUAGCUACACGGCACCCAAGGUACCUACUCUGUACACGGUCAUGUCCGCGGGCGAGCUGGCAACCGAUGCAACUGUCUACGGCGACUACACACACUCCAUGGUGCUGGGUCACAAUGAUGUUGUCGAAAUCGUUCUCAACAACAACGACACGGGCAGCCAUCCCUUCCAUUUGCAUGGACAUCAGUUUCAGGUCCUUGGAAAAAAUCCAUCCUAUGGCCCAGACUUCUUCAAGUACGCUGACGGGGACCCCUUCCCAUACGAUCCGUCGAACCACUCAGCAUUCCCCGCAUAUCCAGCUCGACGUGACACGCUCGUGCUACCACCGCAAGGAUAUUUUGUGAUCCGCUUUGUGGCGGAUAACCCAGGCGUUUGGCUUUUCCACUGCCACAUCGACUGGCAUCUAGCGCAAGGGUUAGCCAUGACGAUGGUCGAGGCGCCGUUGCAGAUACAGCAACGGAUGACCAUCCCUAGUGGCCAUAUCGACACAUGCCGUGCUGCAGGUGUGCAAUACGAGGGAAACGCCGCGGGCAACACAGAAGAUUACACCGAUCUCAGGGGUCAGAACGCGCAGCCAGGUUGGAUCCCGGGCGGCUUCACGGCGCGGGGAAUUGUCGCCAUGGUAUUUUCUAUCGUGAGUGCUUUCCUGGGGAUGGGUUCGAUUGUGCUGUACGGGUUGUCGGAUCUCAAAUUUGUCAAUGAGAAUGUUCAGAGUACGUCGGACGUAGCCGAGGAGUAUCACGACUAG